Molecule: messenger RNA, 861 nt
Organism: Entrophospora sp. SA101
Lineage: Eukaryota; Fungi; Glomeromycota; Glomeromycetes; Entrophosporales; Entrophosporaceae
Source: the annotation of a GenBank genome assembly
AUGUCAUCGUCGAUAGAACAAGAUAAAGCAAAAGAAAGAUGGAAAUUAUUACAAUCAUUUAUACUUUCUUCAAAUUCAUCUAGUGAUGAAAUUCUUGGAAAAGUAUCUAAAAGAAAUCAUCAAGAAUUCAAUUUAUUUACUAAACAAAAAUUAUCAAUUAAUCAUGACAAAACUUUUUUUUUUGAAGAAGGAAAUGAAGAAUGGUUUGCUUAUGAUUUAUUUGAUAAUAUUAAAAUAGACAUAAAAUCAACUUUUACUUCAAGAUAUUCGGGAUUUUUGAAUACUGGUAAUAUAUGUAUAUGGCCUGCUGAAGAGAUUUUGGCUUAUUAUUGCAUAAAAAAUCCUCAAUUAUUUAGUAAUAAAUCAAUAUGUGAAUUAGGUAGUGGUAUGAGUGCUUUGGCAGGUUUAACAAUCGCAGCAAAAUGUAAACCUAAAAGUGUCACAUUAACCGAAGGAAAUCCAGACUUAUUUUGUGGUCCACACCGUGGAAAUAGUCUAAACACAUUCAUCGCACAGUUAAACACCAUCAAUAAUUUUUGUGUUGAAUUAUUAGAAAGAUAUGAUGAAACUGAAGAGGAGGGAAAGGAUGUUGGAUUUAAAUUAUGCAAUUUGGCAAAUGGUUCACUGAUAAUAGGAAGCACACCAGAAUCGACAUUAAGAAAUCGAGUUGCAGACUCACCUCAUGUUCCAAUAUCAAGACCACAAUCACAAUCUUCUCUUGGCUCACCCUCUAAAACGUAUUAUUUAUCUCCUUUGGAACGUAAACUUAUAGCAGAAAGAGGGUUCCUGAAAAUAAAUGCCAUUAUGCUUCAAUACAAAUCAUCACUUCAAGUAGUACUUUUUAGUAAUUCUAAUGAUUAG